This is a messenger RNA of Erigeron canadensis, 588 nucleotides long. Its product is annotated as casparian strip membrane protein 1-like. The transcript is spliced from 3 exons. The coding region runs from base 1 to 588 and encodes 195 amino acids. Lineage: Eukaryota; Viridiplantae; Streptophyta; Magnoliopsida; Asterales; Asteraceae. The record is from RefSeq and is a predicted model, not a curated record.
AUGAUGAAACACGAGCAACUCGAGACAGGAGGUGCUAGUACUUCUAAGGUCCCGGUUCGUGUUGGGUCUAACAAAGGGGUUUCGCUAAUGGACCUCAUUCUACGCAUUCUUGCUGUUGUGGGUACAUUGGCUAGCUCCAUUUCCAUGGGAACCACAGAACAAACUUUACCUUUUUUCACUCGUUUUGUUCGCUUCAACGCUCAAUAUGAUGAUUUUCCAUCUUUCAGGUUGUUUGUGAUUGUGAAUGCGAUAGUUUGUGCAUAUUUAGUUCUGACUAUCCCAUUGUCGAUCGUUCACAUCAUCAGGAGUGCAGAAAGGGGCACUAGAAUUCUCCUAGUAAUCCUUGACACGGUGAUGUUGGGUCUUUUGACGUCUGGAGCAUCUGCAGCUACAUCAAUGGUGUAUUUGGCUCAUAAUGGUAACAACUCUGCAAAUUGGCUGGCGGUGUGUCAACAAUACAAAAGCUUCUGUCGACGUGCAUCAGGAUCACUUAUUGGAUCGUAUGGUGCGAUAGUUGUGUUUAUACUACUAAUCUUGCUUGCAGCCAUUGCAUUAUCAAGACAAAGGAAGCAUACAAUUUUGAUUUGA